This is a messenger RNA of Fusarium vanettenii 77-13-4, 1335 nucleotides long. RefSeq lists its product as uncharacterized. The coding region runs from base 1 to 1335 and encodes 444 amino acids. The transcript has 4 exons. Gene Ontology annotation, molecular function: hydrolase activity, acting on carbon-nitrogen (but not peptide) bonds, in linear amidines. The record is from RefSeq and is a predicted model, not a curated record. Lineage: Eukaryota; Fungi; Ascomycota; Sordariomycetes; Hypocreales; Nectriaceae.
AUGACGGCCAAGGACUUUGAAAAGCUCAAGGUUGACAAAUCUCGAAUGAUGGAUACUCUUCACCAUACAUGUUCAUGGGGGACUGGGCUUAGAUGGGGGAGCAACCCCACAGACACAGGCAUGUCCCGUCUAUCUCUCUCAGACGAUGACAAAAAGGCCCGUGACUGGUUCAUCGAGACAACAAAGUCCCUGGGCUGCAAGAUUACAGUCGACGCCAUUGGAAACAUCUUUGCUGUUCGUCCUGGUCGUCAAGAUGGGCCUCCUACUUUGGCGGGUUCCCAUCUGGAUACUCAACCAACAGGCGGCCGAUAUGAUGGUAUCUUGGGUGUAACAGCUGGCAUUGAAAUGCUUAAGCUGCUCCAGCAGCACAACGUCGAGACUGAGUUUCCCAUGGGUGUUGUCAACUGGACAAAUGAGGAGGGUGCUCGCUUUCCUAUCAGUAUGAUGGCUUCUGGUGUUUGGGCUGGGGCAACUCCCCUUGAAAAGGCUCACAACACCAAAGAGGUCGGAGGAGAUGCGACAGUCAAGUCUGAACUGGAGAGGAUCGGAUACUUAGGGCAGACUCCCGCCAGCUACAAGGCCACUCCUAUUGGUGCGCAUUUUGAGCUUCAUAUCGAGCAGGGCCCUAUUCUUGAGCGAUCAAAGAAGAAUAUCGGCGUUGUUCAAGGUGUUCAGGCUUACAGGUGGUUCACGAUCAACGUCCAGGGAAGAGCUAACAGGUUAGAUGCACACACUGGCUCGACGCCCUUUACCGAUCGAGCUGAUGCUCUUCUUCUGGUUUCUCGACUCAUCACACACUCCCAUCGCCUUGCUACAAAGCACAACGCCCUUGCUUCGACGGGUAUCCUCAACCUUACCCCUGGCAGUACCAACACGAUCCCCGGACAUGUCAGCUUCACUAUGGACAUUCGGGCACCCGCAGAUGAGACUGUUGAGUUGGUCGAGAAGGAAAUGAAGAGAGACUUUGGGCUCCUGGCCCAGGGCACCGAUGUUGAUGGACUCCUCACCGGUUCAACUCCAAGCCUGCCUCUGUCCUUGACCUGGCAGACUGACACCAUCUCUACGGCAACCAAGUUCCACCCGGACUGUAUCCAAGCGGUCCGAGAGUCUACCGAGUCUGUCCUCGGAACCAAGGAUGGCAUGAUUGACAUCUCUAGCGGUGCUGGUCAUGACAGCGUUCACACAAGCAAGCACUGCCCCACUACCAUGAUCUUUAUCCCCUGCAAAGGAGGUGUCAGUCAUAACCCAGAAGAGUACUCGACUCCAGAGGAAUGUGCUAUUGGGGCCGAGGUUUUGUGUCAGGCGGUUUUGCGGUAUGAUCAAAAGAGGCGCUAA